Messenger RNA from Symsagittifera roscoffensis, 1145 nucleotides. RefSeq lists its product as uncharacterized. Bases 126 to 1145 code for a protein of 339 amino acids. The record is from RefSeq and is a predicted model, not a curated record. The transcript has 6 exons. NCBI's taxonomy places the organism in Eukaryota, Metazoa, Xenacoelomorpha, Acoela, Convolutidae.
CUACUGUUGAUUAAAUUCACCAAAAUAUAUUUGGUCAAAUAGAUGCCACAAUACAUCUUUCAAUUUCCUCCUCGUAGUUCUUUACCCAAACAGAUCUCCACUCAUUACUCCAAAGGAAAACCCUCAUGUUUGCAUUCGGGAUAACCCACUCUUCGCCCUUGUUUUCUCCCUCCCCCUCUCCCUGGAUGACGGUAGAGCCAGGGGAGCAACAGCAACAUGUGCGAGGAACCCCAAUGGAUGAUCUGAUGUCGCUGUUUCUCGUCGAGGCCUCCCGAUUCACAAAUGAGUGCUACCUCUUCGGCAUUCUCACCUCUAUCAUAGGCGUGUUUUUCAAUCUCUUCUGCUACAUCUGUUCUCUCUCACUCCCGAAUCAGUCGACCAGUAGUAUCCUUAUGUCCUAUUUGGCCAUAUGGGACACCAUCUCACUCAUACACGAUGGAGUAUUCGACAUGGCUCUCAAGUACUGUGGCGUGCAUUUGGCUGAUAUGAGCAUUGGAGGGAGUGGAUUGAUGUGCAAGCUGUUCUACUACCACUCCUGGGCCAGCACCCUCAAUGCCAGUGCACACCUAGUGGCCCUGGCAGUGGACAGAGUCAUCUCUCUGAAACUACCACUAUUCCACCACAACCUCAGCAUGCAAACAUAUGCCAGGAAGAUAUCAUGGUCUCUGACAGCUUUCAACUACAUGGUAGUGCUACCUAACUUGUACUUCUUCGCCCUUGAGGACGGAACGUGCAAGAGCAUCGGAGGCGAGUUGGAGGAGUGGAUGGGCAUUUAUCAGAAGACUAUCAACUACGCCCUCUUCUCUGGAGGUCCCUUCAUCCUCAUCUCAGUCUCAAACCUCGUGUUCAUUCACAACUUAUACCAGAUUAGAAAAGAGAAGCAGGCGCGACUUGAUUUAACGACACGAGUCAUCGCCGAGAACAGCUGUCGUCCAGUGUCCUCGCGAAUGACAAAGGAGACAAUGACACCUGUAGACCAGAGAAGGAGUCAAAAUAUGUCAAAAAGGAGCUCGAGUUUCCCGCAGUUGACCACUAUGAUGACCUGGUCACAGAGGUUUACUGUGGACCAAAGACUUCAUCAUACAAACAAAAAGUGCAGCAACCUACAGAACCAUUCCCCUGCAAACAAAGUACUUCUGAAAUAA